UACCGGCGGGACCUUCGACUGCCUCUACGACCUUCUAUACACACUGUCAAGUAAGAAGGACCAUUCAAAGUCAAAUGGCUGCGUUCAACUUCUCCGUGGUAAAGUGGUAAAGGCACCAAUGCUCAGAAGUAUAUUUAGUACCUUGAUCCAUUUCCCGGGGUACAGUCUGUGCUUGGAGGGCAAAGAUCUUGUGCCAUUUAUUGACAGAAGAUGGAGAGGAAGGACUCAGCAGCGCCUGACGGCUCUUUAUCAGCUUGCUACAUUUCAACCUUCUCUUCUAAUCCCUAAAGUUGUGCAUGAAGAUCCUGGAAUUAGUGGAAGGAAUCGCUACAAAUAUUUUGCACGACCUCUCAUGACUUAUAGUAAGCUGCUUCCACUAUAUGGUGCUUACACAAUGGCAAAGACAGAGCCCUAUGUCCCUUCAGCUACAAGAGGCAGCAAGGUCUUUGGUCCCAAGUCACGAACUUUGGGCACACAAACAGAUUACAGGGAUGGUGAAGCUCAGACAGAUCCCUAUUCCCCUGAAUAUGUAACUCGUGGUAGCUCAGUCCCUGAGCUUCUGACACUUGCUACACUCACUUGGGGUCGGGGGCUGCCAGCAGGACUAGAUGAAGUGGAGAUGAUUGAACGUGCUCGGGAAAAACGUGCAUGGGAAGCAACUCUUCCACCCCUGGACAGUCCCUCUCAAAUUGCAAAGUGGAGGAAAAUGAUGGAAGAUAUGGAGAGGAAGGAGUGGGCCUUUAGAGAAAAGGAAAUAGAAAAGUUGCAGGAGCUUCGACUGGAAGUCUUUAAGAAGCUGCUGUGGAGGCAAGAGCAGAUUCAGAAUGAGCUGCGGUCCAAGCGCUUGGAUGAUCACUGGCAAAAUCAUCAGAAGGCUAAAGAAGAGAAAAUAAAAAAAAUUGAGCAUGACUGUGCACUGAUGCUCAGAAAACUGAUAGCUAAGAGGAAGAAUGUGAUGGGGAAGCUGGAGAGACGAGAUAUCAUUAGAGACUAUUCUGACUUUGCAUCACAAACAUAUGCUCCUUUGUCUAGAACUGGUUAUUUCCCAGACAAACAUUCUCAACGCUAUGUGGUAGAAAAUUUAUAUCUUAACACCUUUGCAGGACUGUGUGAACUGGAAGCAUGCCUUCCAGAUUCUGUCACCCAUGUCAAGAUUAAAGCUCCAAAGCCUAAGUGCAUGAUCACAGAGACUGGAUAUGUUAAAAGAUCAGCAAGGCUAGAGGUGGAGCUGGCGCAGGUGCACCAGGCACUACUGGAGAAGAAGAAUAAAAUCAAGGAGCCAAAGAAGCCCCUUCGUUAUCUUGAAAAAGUAGAAAAGCCUGUUCCCCGGCCACCCACUCCAUACCUAGAAAAAACAUUGAUUGGGGAAGAGGAAACAGAACUGGCAGUGAUCUUCCUGCAGAAGUUGCUCCGAGGCAGGGCAGUUCAGAACAUGAUGUUUGAAGGGAAGGAGAAGCGGCUGGAACUGAUCCAAGAACUGCGCACAACUCACGCACUCCACGAGGAUGGAUGGCAGCUUUUGAAGGCAGAGAAGGAAAUGAUACUGGCCUUACAGCAACAGCACGACUUGAAAAUGCACCAGCUGUCAUCAGUAGAAAAACACCUGGCCAGGGAAGAAGGAAGGGUACUGGCAAACAUGUUUGAUUUCCUAUCUAAAGAACUGGUGAGGCUGCAGGAAGAAAGGAAGAUCCAUGCUUUUGUCAUGCUGGCUGAGAGGCAGAGGCGGAUGCGGGAAGCGGAGGAGAGCGGACGGCGUCAGGUGGAAGAGAGGCAGCGUCAGGAAGAGGAUGAGAUUUUCAAACAGGUAGUGAAAAUGCAGCAGAGAACUAUUGACGCCUACUUGGAAGACAUUAUCCUGAGUACCAUGGAGAACACAGCUGAAGAACAAGCCAGAGAAGAGGUUCAGAGAAUGGCUGCAGAAAUCAAUGACAUUGCUUAUGAAAUGGAAAGUCGAAGAACUCGCCUACAGUCAGAAGAGAUUGUAGCAGAGCUGGUUUAUGAUUUCUUGAUUCCAGAAGCUGAGAAAACAUCAAUCAGAGAAAAAGUGAGGCGGGCCCAGAGAAAACACAUCUAUGCUGCUCAUCGGAUCAUCCACAGGGAUACAGAGAAGGUACUGGCUGAUCUGACACUACAUCAGGAGACACCUGUCAGCAAGAUAGAGGGAGAUGGAUCAGACAAGGAUCCCACAGCCUCCUAGAGACAGAAGAUGAGCCACGACACCCAGAAUGGAACAUCCUCUCUCUCCUUUGUCUGUCCCUCCUCCUGCCUACCAGAGAUGUUUUCUUGGAACCACACUGUAUACAUUUUGUUAUGGGAGCCCUAGUCCAGCCCCUCCCCAGCUAGUUUUGAACCUCAUUAGCUAAUUUUCCUCAUCUAAUCAUUGAGAGAAGCUUGAAUGAGGAAGCAGUGUUAGCAUUCCCUGUUUGUUUUCCCAGCACAGACCAAUAAAGAUGUGCACCUGGGCUUUCCAUGGUAUUUCCUUGUACCUAUAACAUUAAACGAAAAAAUAUUUGUGGUAAACUUGGAGCUGACACCAUGGAUAGUGUCGUUCCUAAAGCAUGUCCCACUGGUUU
Calypte anna (Anna's hummingbird) is the source of this 2573-nucleotide messenger RNA. RefSeq names its product MYCBP associated and testis expressed 1 (gene CFAP91). The transcript is spliced from 18 exons. The record is from RefSeq and is a predicted model, not a curated record. Bases 119 to 2197 code for a protein of 692 amino acids. Lineage: Eukaryota; Metazoa; Chordata; Aves; Apodiformes; Trochilidae.